Messenger RNA from Tribolium madens (black flour beetle), 5682 nucleotides. RefSeq lists its product as uncharacterized. Lineage: Eukaryota; Metazoa; Arthropoda; Insecta; Coleoptera; Tenebrionidae. The coding region runs from base 92 to 4564 and encodes 1490 amino acids. The transcript is spliced from 3 exons. Gene Ontology annotation, molecular function: protein binding. The record is from RefSeq and is a predicted model, not a curated record.
CAAGAGAUAAGAGCGACUUGGCGAAUUACUUACUUCAAAUAAAUUUUAUAAAAUAUUAGGUUUGGUUGUUUGUGUUUUUCUCUGAGCUAGAAUGACCCAAAAGAUACAGAGUGGUGUUGUAAAUUUGGGAUCAAAAUACGAAGAAUUAUUCCCCGCAAAAUUCGCCCUCAAACUUCUCAGAGACCCAAAUGUCGAAGAUUUCAAUUUUGUCUUAAAUUACUGCAGUUUCAAAAAGUUUGAUGAUCUCGUCGUGAACAUAAAAUACAAAAAUUGUGUUGAAAACUUUGCCAUUCAAUUAAAACACCGAGAAACUGGAAGAGAUGUAAUCGGAGUUGAAGAACUGGAUGAUAAAGGCAAGAAUUUCAUCAUUUCGAAUUUCUCAAACGCUUAUAAAACAUUAGACUCGGAAAAACAACAGAGUUACAAAUUUAUUUUAUUUACAAACGCAAAAUUCGAAAAUCUUGACAAGUCAAAACCUUACCAAAUUGAAAAAAUUUGUCCACCAUUUAAAACCAAAAUUUUUGCCACUGAUGGUAUUGUGUACAAGUUUAAGAAAAAAGAGCCAAGACAAGAGGAGUUUUUCGAAAAAUUUUUUCUCUGUUCUGGUCAAAAAAAUGUGGAAGGAUUGCGAAACGACAUUGUGACAAUUUUCGAAACCGAUUUCUUUUUAUCGAAAGAUGUUGCCACCCGAAUUGCCACUUGCUACGAAUCAUUUUUCGCCGAUUUACAUCAAAAACAGUUUGACAACACCAAAAUUGAUAAAAAUACAGUUAUUUUAAAACUAAUAGAUUUGAUCUUAGAGGAUUAUAUCAUAUAUUCUCCCCUGUCUGAAAAUUUCGACGAAAAAACUGCAUUAUUUGCCAAAGCUAUUAAAACAGCAGACGUGACUUGUUUACUUCAAAUAAAUGAUAAAGAUCGCAAUUGCAAAAAUGCGGAUUUAGAUAAAGAAUUGCAAAAGAUUGCUACACAACAUAAGCUUAUAUUUCCCAACAAAAAAACGGAAAGUAAAAAAAAUACCCGAAUUUUAUCGUACUUUAAAGAAAAGCCCUUGUUUGUUAGAACAGAUAAAGACACCCAAAAAACCAUCUUAUCUCUAAUCAACUUAUCGCAAAAUUUAUACAAUAAAAUAAAAUUCGUUUUGGUUGGCAAAUUAAUUGGAACUGUAGAAAUCACAACAGAGAGAAUUUUUACAAACUUGUCCGACUUGAAAAAACUUGAUUCAAGUCUCUACGACAAAAUCACCAAGAGAUUUAAAAUCAAGUUUCAAGGACGCCAAGAAGAGACAAUUGAAACGCUUCAAAACACGUUCGGACUUCCCCUGGACGAAUUUGUAACCCCAAGUGAGUUAUUUGAAGCACUGAAAAAGGAUUGGGUUAUUACACCAAAAGUUACUGAAGCUUUGCCAAAACCCUUUUUGACACGAUUUUUGACAAGAGAACACAUCCAAGUGGACAAAUUAGACGACAAAACAAUAGUGCAUUGUGGCGGUCAAUCAAAACAAUGUAAAGCAUAUCUUAAAAAUUACAGUAAAAUUUUAAUCACAGAAGAAAAAAAUUGCAAGAGUUGUUUCCAUCACUUGAAGUUUGGCGAUAACAAAAUUGAAUGGAUUGAACGAAAAGUGAGUCCUGACAAUCCUGAAAUUUUUGAUUAUCAAUUAAGCAUCAUUUGUGGGAAUCCCGGAAUUGGCAAGACUACCAUGAUGAAAUAUCUCACUUUCAAAUGCCCGUUAAAUUAUUGGGUUGUCAACGUUUCUUUGAAAAAAUGGAGCUCAUUUUUGAAAAAAUCACAUUCUGUUGAAGAAAUUUUGAAUCAAUUUCUGACACCUUGUAACAAAUUUGCGACAAAUAUUAUGAACUUCCUAAAAUGUGAGAAAAAAAUUAUUUUCUUUUUCGACGGUUUGGACGAAUUAAACGACGAUUGUAUUUCUGGCACAAUAAAAACUACUAAACUCCUAUUGGAAGAAGGCUACAAAUGUUGGAUUUCGUGUACAAUUCGACUAAAACCCACUUUGAAAACCCACUUUUCCCAAUACCAAAUCUACGACAUUGAGGAAAUCGGACAAGAGGAGCAAGAAAAUUACAUUCGAGAAAAACUACAAAGCGAGAAAAAACCACCGGAAUUUAUUGAAACACAAAUCAGGAAAAUAUCAAAAGCCAAUGUUGAUAUUCUUAAAUUCCCGAUUUGCUUAUACAUCCUCACCGAAGUUUUAACAAAAUCUGACACCGAUUUUGAGGAUAAUCUCUCAUUGUUACACUUGUACGAGUGUUUUAUUGAUGCUAGACUGCAACACGAGUUAGAAAAAGCUCACUAUGACACCAGACAGGAUAACUUAAAAGUCCCUAUGAAAACUUUCAAACAUUUCCACAUUAAGGAGUGUCAAAUCGCGGCUUUACGGACAUGUCUUGAACCCAGCCACUUCGAUUUACUGAAAGUCACAAAUGAGGCGUUUUUUGUUGAAACCUUGAGACAAAACGGUGAUUUCUUGAAACUCAUUUCUGAAGUGAAUUCAAAAAAUCGCUUUGUUUUCAUACAUUUCACGAUCGCUCAAUAUUUCGCAGCGACUUGGUUGAAGAACAAUGUUAAGGAAAUUUCAAAGUGGCAAUUUCUCUUCAAACCUCAAUAUAUUGGAAUCAGAUAUUUUCUCAAUGUUCAAAUGGCUGAAAAUUGUCCUUUGCAUUUGGCUAUUUUGAAUCAAGAUCUUUCAAAUGUUGAAAAGUUAGCCAAAGAACAUUUGAAUGAUUUGGAUAAGGGCGGGAGAAGUCCGCUACAUCUUGCAUCGUCAAUUGAGACCAAGCACCCAAUUUCACAUUCCGGGGAAAUACAGAAUCGGAUUUACUUCAAAGACAACGUCGAAGAGAAGAUUCUUCAACUAUUACUAGAUUUGAACGUUAAUGCUUUACAAAAAGAUGAGUUGUUUAGGUGGAACGCGUUUGAAUACGCCGAUGCGUCUCUUUCUUUAUCUUCUCUGGAAGCACUAUCGAAGAAAGAAGAUCUCAAAUUAGAGUAUUUACAAAAUUACAACGAGUUGGAAAUCUUGGCCGAAAACUGCAUCAAAUUUGGUUACUUUAACCUUUUAAAAUCAUUAACAAAUUUGAAAAGUUUAUCAGAUUUGGACAAAAACGAAAAAUCGCUUCUUCACCAAGCUAUCGAAAAUCAACAAGAAGAAAUCGCAGUUUUUUUAAUCGAAAAAGGAGCCAACUUAGACCAAUCACUUUUGCACCCUGCUACUUUUUGGGGUUGCACCAAAGUGGUUCAACUCCUCCUAAACCGAAAUAUUGAAGUUGAUAUAAAAGACAGUGAAGACAAAACUCCACUUCACUGGGCUGCCAAACUCGGCAACACACACAUUUUACAACUCCUCAUCGACAAAUCAGCAAAAAUCGACAGUACAGAUGUACGAAAAAGAACACCAUUACAUAAAGCCAGCUAUAUGGGAAAAAAUCAAGCCGUCAAAAUUUUACUCAAAAAUAACGCUAAUGUCAAUUUCAGAGACAAUGACGACAAGACUCCUCUACAAAGAGCUUCAGAUAUGGGACAUUAUGAAACGGUUAAAAUUUUAGUCGAAAGUUGUGCUGAUAUUAACGCUAUUGAUAAGAAUAAAAGAACUGCUUUGCAUUAUGCUGCUUUUGAGGGACAUUUCCAAGUCGUCGAGUAUUUGGUCAUGGCAAAAAUUGAUGUUACAGCUCUUGAUGACGACGGAAAAACGGCCCUAGACCUAGCGCAAGAAAAAGGACACAAAAAAAUCGUACAAAUUUUACAAAAAUCACAAAACAAGAGUUAUAAUCCUGAAACUCACCAUGAAAACGAACUACACUAUGCUGCAAAAAUGGGCAAUUUGUCAAAAAUCGAACAACUGUUGAAUUCUGGUUUCAACAUCGAAGAAACCGACAAGGAUGGUCAAACGGCCUUACAUCUAGCCUCAAUUUCGGGUCAUUCCCAAGUUGUCAAGUUUCUUCUUUCAAAAAGCGCAUCAAAAACUGCAAAAAACCGCGAUGAUCGCAUUCCCCUACACCUAGCCUCGCAACAUGGCCAUAAAACCAUCGUUGAGUACCUCCUUGACGAAAAUAUCAACGCAUGGGACCGUUGGAAGCUAACUCCUCUUCAUAGAGCUGCUUAUAAGGGUCACCAAGCCGUCGUAGAGCUUCUAAUCGAGUCAAAAGCUGAUUUGGAAGCGGCUCAAAUUGAUGGAGGAACUCCGCUUCACAGUGCAGCAUUUGGGGGGCACAAUGAUAUCAUUAAAUUUUUGGUUGAGAAAGGGGCAAAUUGGAAAGCGACUAAUAAGAAUAAAGAGACUUGUCUACAUGAAGCGGCCUUAAAAGGAUGCACUGAAACAGUAUGUUUUUUGAUAAAAGAAAACAAAGAUUUGAUUAAUAAAACUGAUUGUCGGGAGCGGACCGCAUUGCAUUGGGCGGCGGAAAAAGGAUACGGGAAUAUGAUUCGCUAUCUUGUAGAGGCGGGGGCAGAGGUCGGGAUUAAAGAUCGUUGGAAGAAGACGGCGUUGGAUGUGGCACGAGAGGCGGGAAAAGAAGAAAUUGUGCGGUAUCUCGAAGGAAAGAAAACUUAAAACAUUCAAAUGUUUUUUGUCAAAAUCGUUUUGUGCAUUUUUUUGAGCCUCUAUUACCAUUACAAGUGCAAAAACGUCAUUUCGUACAAAUGUAAAAUUUCCUAUUUUGAAAAAAAUUGAAUAACUAAUGUGUUACUUCUUAGAAAAAUCAAAAACAUUAAUUUUGCAGUAAAAAAAACUUGUAUGCUUAUCCGCUUAUGCUUUUAUGGUUCUGUUCUUAUGCUUAUGCUCUCAUAUGCUUACUACGUAUUUGUUUUAAACUCCGCGCUCUUAUGCUCCCGCCAUCUUUUAAAGCUUAUUUGAAUUGUUUUUGAAUUGUAUUUGAAUUUGAAUUAGAGAAAAAUUGACGACUUUUGCGGGAUUCGAACCCCGGAGUUACCCGCGGGAAGUAGUGACCUUCUACGCCACCAAGCUCCCAGCAUGUAUUCUGCUCUAAGUAGUUUAAUAUAGUUUAAUAUUCAUAUAUUUUUUUUUAAAUUUUCAAUUUUUGUGUUUCUACAAUGUUUUAUGCACUUUCAGAUCCAUUGAAGUGCAUUUCGAUUAAUUUUAAAGUUUUUAAUUUAUAGAUUUUUGACAAAAUUUUUGUCGAAUUUGGAUACCCAAAGUGGGUGUAUUGUCAAUAACUCCGGAAUUAUUAAUAAUAGACCCGUAUGUUUAGUACCUAAGAAAGCAAAUUUCAUUUCCUAUCAUACAAAAAAAUAUCAUUGUCCUAAGAUAGAUAGUUAUUGAGAAUAUUGCUGAUUAAGUCAAAAAUAUAAAAAUAUAAAUAUUCGACUAUACCUUCUAAACUAUUGCGAAUAUUUUCUCAACGCCCAUCGAUUCCCCUGAACAUUUUACAUACGUAUGGUUUAAAACAUUAAUCAUUUUAGAUAUAAUCUUGUCGUAAUUUACAAGAAAAAGUAAAAACUAUCCCGUAUAAAAACGGCCUUUUUGAACAUGUCUUUAGAUUCAGUUUAAACCUAUUGUAUCCUGUAGAUUUUGACACGCUGAUUACGAAUCUGUCAGGCUUUUUGCCCUAACUAAAUUAAGUUUUACGUAAUCGUAUUGAAAAAGAAAAAAUUGUCAGAAUUGUAAGAUUUUAAAUGUAUUUUUCUCAAAAACUAUCGGACAAAGGAAAA